AUGAAUACUCUUGAUAGAGAAGAAGUCCGUAAGGACAAUUAUUACUUCACGACUGGGAUGACAGAAGAUCAGACCUCAGUUACAAAAACGCAUCUCUCUGAUGGAGAAAGCAAUAACAACUCCUCAACGAAAACUUUUGAAAACAAUUCCACUGAGCUCAACUCAAAUACCGUAAUCGAGAAUAAAGGAUGGGACAUUUUCCGUUUGCUGCCUCCGAAACCUGACAAAAUUGGCCAUGGGUUCUGGCAUGAUACAUCUCUUCAAGUGUUGAAAUUAGCAACAUUUCUAGUUUUGUUCCUUCUCACGUUAUCUUCAGCAGUUGUAGCCAAAUCAUCUUUCCUUCUAAUGACAUCAGCCAUCGGUUGGGGUGGCCAGAAUAUGACGAUAUGUAGAGAUAAGAUACCGGAGUCACAUUGGAAUACAGUACAUAUCACUAAUCGUCAUAUAGUCAAAUGGGUUUGGGGCACAUUGUUAGCUUUAUGUGCACCAGAAGCUCUUUGCUUCAUACGGUCUCUUCAUAGAACUCUAUUCAAGAAUGUUAAAAGACCUACAUUGUUACAAUUUGCAGUGGUUCUGAUAACUGAAUCAUUACACGCUACUGGAGUCGGAAUAUUAGUGUUUCGUAUAUUCCCCGACUUGGAUGCAGUCACUGCGUCACAGCUCACGAAUGCUAUGUGUUUCAUCCCAGCAAUCUUAUCUCUGGUUAGUAGACAAGCGAAAGGAGUUUCACUUAUAUUAGUAAUCAUCGAUAUUGCCGCUAUUGGUGCACAGUCCAGUGGCUUCUGGGCGUUCCCGAUGUUCAUUCCUAAUCUGGAGAGACACUCUUUCGCUAUUCCAGUCUCAUUAACUCUCAUUUCAUUAGCUUGGUGGCAGAACUUCGUACAUACAGAAUCUGUGUUCCCGCCUGUGAAAGCCCUCGCCAAUUUUGCUUCUCGGUUAUCUGAAAGAAGAUCAAAGACAUAUGCCUUUGUAUCUCUCUGGAAAAUGUGUAUUUAUGUAACGUGCAUGUUCCUCUUCAUGUCAAGCCGAAUGAGAGUCGAUGAUCUAUUACAAAAAGAUCCGUUUGGAGAAAAGUUAAUCACAAUAACAGGACAUACAAUGAAUCAAACUCUAAUCAACAAAUUCCUGAAUAGAAUGUCUUCUCUUCAACAACCAGAAGAUGUAAUGAUGACGAACAGUCGCCCAACUACGAAAAAACCGUGGAACCCUGAUGAGGGACCUGCUGUUGUUGAUACAGACGAAUAUCGCCACCGUGUGAAACGAAAUGAUGAUAACAUUCCACCACCAGCUUCCCAGAAGCUAAAUGAAAUUGAAGAAGAAGAGGAUGAGGAAGAUCUUCCGUCAGCUUAUAACAUUUUUGAUAACUACGUCGAACUCAAUCUAUUCACUUCUCCAUAUGAUGCUCUUUGGAUUGUGCUUGUACAAGUUUCAGCUGUUUUCAUCUGCUAUCAUUCAAGCAACUUCGCUUGCAAGGUCAUGAUGCAGCGAAUGGGUUUCGCUCUCCCGAUGGCUCUAUCAGUGCCGGCUACUGUCUUAGUAUUAUCUUCAACUUGUUCCUUGAGGAACGAUGAGCCCUGUCAUAUGACAAACGCAUUGACUAAGGAACUAUUUUGGAAAUGUUUCUCGAAUUACAAUUCUUUAUCUGAUUUCAUUUUGAGUCCCCAAACUUGGAUAUGGUUAACAUGGCUUGGAUCCCAAAUUUGGAUAACCAUUCAUUUGUGGACACCAAAACAUGAACGCUUGGCACGUAGUGAAAAGCUAUUCAUUCUACCAUAUUACAUCGGAGCCUUUGUUGAUCAAUCUUUAGUGUUCAAUCGUCGGAGAGAUGAUAAAGCCAAAAUCAAAGCUGAGGACCUUGAGUUUGAACAGGAAGAUUCCUCUCUGACAUAUGAAACUAUACCUGGAGGAUUCUCGAAACCUCCUCCAUCUGUAUGUUCAAUCAGCAGCAGUCGUUUGGAAAACGGUUUGAUAAGGGAUAGCGCAAGUUCAGCAGACGCAAUAACCAAAAUAUAUGUUUGUGCAACUAUGUGGCAUGAAACAGCUCAUGAAAUGACCUGUAUGCUGAAAAGUAUUUUCCGCCUGGAUGAAGAUCAGAGUGCUCGCCGUAAUGCCCAGAAAUAUUUGAAGGUUAUCGAUCCUGAUUAUUAUGAGUUUGAAGCUCAUGUAUUCAUUGACGAUGCGUUUGAUAUAAACCAGUAUGGAGAGCCUGUAAUAAACAAGUUUGUCAAACAACUGAUCGAUGUCAUAGAUCAGGCUGCAAGUGCUGUUCAUCAAACUAUCAUGCGACUGAAGCCACCAAAGAAAGCGAAAACACCUUAUGGAGGCAAAAUCUCAUACAUCUUACCGGGAAAGAACAAACUGACAAUUCACAUGAAAGAUAUGCACAAAAUCCGUAACCGCAAACGUUGGAGUCAGGUCAUGUACUUGUACUACUUACUUGGAUACAGACUAAUGAUGAAAGUUGAUGAACAGUCGAGAAAAGAAGUUAUUUCUGAGAACACAUUCAUUCUUACGCUUGAUGGAGAUGUUGAUUUUACUCCCCAAUGUGUUCAUCUACUUGUUGAUUUGAUGAAAAAGAAUCGUCGUCUAGGAGCAGCUUGUGGUAGAAUUCAUCCUCGUGGAUCCGGAUUAAUGGUAUGGUAUCAAAAGUUUGAAUACGCUAUUGGACAUUGGUUGCAAAAAGCAACAGAACAUAUGAUUGGAUGUGUUAUGUGCUCUCCUGGAUGCUUCUCACUGUUCAGAAGUUACGCUCUAAUGGAUGAUAACGUCACUAGAAAGUAUGCUUCGAAGUCUGAAGAACCACUGGAUUACAUUCAAUAUGAUCAAGGAGAGGAUAGAUGGCUCUGUACUUUAUUACUACAAAGAGGAUACAGAGUUGAGUAUUGUGCUGCUUCCGAUGCCCUCACUUUUGCUCCUGAAGGUUUCAAUGAGUUCUUCAAUCAACGUCGUCGCUGGAUUCCUUCAACUAUAGCUAACAUCAUUGAUCUACUACGUGAUUAUAAAAAUGUUGUUUCUGUCAACGAAUCUAUCUCAAUUUGGUACAUCAUCUAUCAGGUGGUUAUGCUAAUAUCAUCCAUUCUUGGGCCCGGAACUAUCUUCUUAAUGAUCGUUGGUGCUAUCUCAAUAUCCUUCAAAAUUGACACUAACUGGGCUCUUCUUGUAGUCUUCUUACCCGUAUCGAUCUUCUGCAUUGUUUGUCUUGUGGCUAAACCGGAGACCCAACUUUUGGUAGCUCAAGUGAUAGGAGCGCUUUUUGCGAUGUUAAUGACAGCCGUUAUAGUAGGAACUUCUCUUCAAGUUAAAAAGGAUGGCUACUUAUCUCCCAACUCCAUUUUCUUGUUUGCUGUGGUUACUAGUUUUCUCACUGCGGCUAUCUUGCAUCCACUUGAAUUCACUUGCAUCAUUCCUGGUAUUCUGUACUUCUUGGCCAUUCCCUGUAUGUACAUGCUACUACCCAUAUAUAGUGUCUGCAACCUCAACACGGUGACUUGGGGAACAAGAGAAGAUCCACGGCCCGAUGAAAAAAAUGAUCUGGCCAAAAAAGGCAAAGGAGCUCACCUCGAUUUGGUGGAGAACGGAAUGACAGGCGAUAUUGAUGGUGAUUUAUCCGUAGGAUGUGGCAGCGCUUGUCGACUUCUUUGUUGUUUAACUCCUGAUCGCAUGGAAUCUUCUCCACAGGUCUGGAGAAUAAACGAGAAGCUGAACGAAAUUCAAAGAAAAUUGGAUCGGCUAGAUCGUAGAACAGUACAACCUGGAAUUGGAAGACGCUCUUCUGUUAUAUCUACUUCAGGACAGCCAGCUAACUUAGAUAAAUAUUCUGAGUUCGACGAUGAUGAAGUUGGCGAAGUCGAAGACGAUAUUGAGAUGUCCAACCAAUCACAAGCAGCUAGAAAAAAUCAAAAAUGGAAACAAACUCAGAGUGAAGUUUGGUUGAAUGAUCGUUCACUGAAGAGAGCAGAAAGAGAAUACAUCGAACCAGAUGAGGAAAGCUUCUGGGUUGAUGUAAUCGAUAAGUACCUAUCGCCAAUUACAUUAGAAAGUAAAGAACAAGACCGUAUACGAGCAGGUUUAUUGGAACUGAGAAAUAAAGUUACAUCCGCUUUCUUCAUGUUGAACAUUGUGUUCAUAAUCGUCGUCCUUGUCCUUCAAUUACAGAAAGACUGUCUUCAUAUAGAAUGGCCUAUUGGUCCCAAGUUUAAACAAAUAGUACGACCAUGUAACGGAGAUUCCAAAGAGGAGAUUUGGGUGGUGACACGCUUACAGCUUGAACCUAUUGGUUUGGUGUUCCUUGUCUUCUUCAUGAGUAUCCUGAUUAUACAAUUCUGUGCUAUGCUUUGUCAUCGUUUCGGCACCUUAGCGCAUAUAAUUGCAUCAACAGAGUUAUUCUGCUUUAGGAAGCCAAUCGACCGACUCAGUGAAGAUGAGAUGGUGGUACAGAAUGCAGUAGAAAUUGCAAGAGAACUACAAGCUAUGCGUGGCAUAGACGAAAAGGAUGUAGCGGAUACAGAUGAGCGAGGCAUUUCCCGGUUCCAAGUUGUAAAAAAUCUUGAGUCUUCCCGACGAUCAAUGAUGAAAAGAAAAACUGAAACACUAGAUGCUGCCUUCAAAAAACGUUUUUUCGCGUUAUCAAGUGAAGCAGCUCAACAGGAAACGAUUGGAUUCUCUCAAAGAGAUAAUUCCAAACGAUUGACGCUGAGGAAAGGAACUAUACGUGCGUUAGAGCAUAGAAGAGAUUCCUUAUUUGGUACCAACGAUAAAAGAGAUAACCCUUACGCUUCGGAUACCGAUGCUAUCAACGGUGGAAAUAGUACGCGAGGUCCUUCACAACGCCGCUUGGAAAGACUGUUCAAUAAUCAACCUGAACCUUCGGUAGAAAACUCUUCAGCAGGAAGCCGACGAAGAUCGAACGCUCAACAUGUUUGGGAUGCUGCCUCUGAUGAUGGACGCCGAUUUUGA
Messenger RNA from Auanema sp. JU1783, 4956 nucleotides. The record is from the annotation of a GenBank genome assembly. Lineage: Eukaryota; Metazoa; Nematoda; Chromadorea; Rhabditida; Rhabditidae.